Messenger RNA from Suillus discolor, 571 nucleotides. Its product is annotated as fungal hydrophobin-domain-containing protein. The record is from RefSeq and is a predicted model, not a curated record. Lineage: Eukaryota; Fungi; Basidiomycota; Agaricomycetes; Boletales; Suillaceae. Gene Ontology annotation, molecular function: structural constituent of cell wall. Bases 78 to 392 code for a protein of 104 amino acids. The transcript has 3 exons. Gene Ontology annotation, cellular component: fungal-type cell wall.
CACCGCUCUUUGAACAGCCUUGACAGUUGAACUCUUAGCACCUCUUAACCAACCUUCUUAAUUCUCUACCUUCAAAAAUGUUCGCUCGCAUCUUUGCUGUUGCCUCUCUCGUCGCCUUCGUUCUUGCCGAUGGCCAGUGCAACACCGGCAACAUCCAGUGUUGCGACAGUGCUACUUCUGUUGAGAACUACAACUUGCUGGCUUCCAAUGAUCCGAGCCUGAUCGCUAUUCCUGCUGACGUUGUCGGCCUUGUUGGCCUUGGGUGCAGCCCUCUCACCAUCGUGGGUGGUGGCGCAGGCUGCGAGGCUAACCAGGAGCCUAUGUGCUGCAGCAACAACAAAUACGACGGUGUUGUGAACGUUGGCUGCACUCCCAUCAACAUCGGCCUCUAGACACCCAGUGGACAAUUGAUUAAUAUAAGGUUGGAAGGUCGCUUAUUUGAUAUCGAUAUCCUUCGCCCUCUUACUACUACAUAAUAACACAUUCUCUAUUUGCUUUUCUUGUGUGCUCAUACGAGGUCUUUGACUCUUUGCUCAACUCGACUAAUAUAAUCCUUGCUUGAUGGCAUCCA